AUGCAUCUCGCGCCCCUGAAGGCGGCGCUCCUCCUGGGACUGGCCCUCACGGAGCCAGUCGCCGCCGCAAAGCCCAAGAAUGCCAUCCUACUCUCCGAGGUCCGAUCCCUCACCCUCCGCGCCGACAAAAAGACCACCCACCGCCGCGUCUCGGCCAUCCCGCAGCUCAAGUGCGUCUCCCCCAGGUCCGUCUGCGACCUGCACAAGGUCGACGUCAUGCGCUGCACCAACCAGGGCUCCUCGUACGACGCCGAGGACGUCCAGUGGUCUUGCACCGCCUCCCUGCCCCCGGAGCUCAAGCUCGGCAGCACCGAGGUCAUCUGCGAAGGGUACGCGGGGCCCGACGACCCUUACGUCCUGCGCGGCAGCUGCGGCGUCGAGUACCGCCUCGUGCUGACCGACGAGGGCGAGCGCAAGUACCCCAACCUCGGCGGCGGCAGCGGCGGCCGCGGAUUCUGGGGCGGUAGUGCCGGCAGUGGCGGCGGCGAUGGCACGGACUGGAGCGCCUGGCUGUUCCUCAUCAUAUUCCUAGGCGUGCUGGGCUGGAUCGUGUACUCUGCCUUUACAGCAGCGGGGGACAAUGCGCAGCCGGGCCGGAGGCGGCCGAGACGCAACUUCUGGGGCGGAGGCGGCGGAUGGGGCCCGGGCUGGGGACCCGGCGGAGGAGGCGGCGGCGGCGGCGGAGGUUUUGGCGGAGGAUACGACGACCCCCCGCCGCCGUAUCCUGGGAGCAAGUCGUAUGGCACGCAGGGAGGCUGGCAGCCCGGCUUCUGGAGCGGUCUGGCGGGCGGUGCGGCCGCUGGGUACUUUGCCGGACGGAGGAACGAGGACCGCUCAGGAUAUAGAGCGGGAGCUACCGAUCGAGGUCUUGGUGGCAGCUCAUGGGGUGCAGGACCGUCCGGUUCCCGCUCCGGAUCAAGCUCCUCCUCCACCUCAACGGCGCGGUACGAGAGCACAGGCUUUGGCUCGACGAGCCGGCGAUAG
Messenger RNA from Thyridium curvatum, 984 nucleotides. RefSeq lists its product as uncharacterized. The record is from RefSeq and is a predicted model, not a curated record. Gene Ontology annotation, cellular component: endoplasmic reticulum membrane. Gene Ontology annotation, biological process: regulation of store-operated calcium entry. The transcript has 2 exons. Bases 1 to 984 code for a protein of 327 amino acids. NCBI's taxonomy places the organism in Eukaryota, Fungi, Ascomycota, Sordariomycetes, Thyridiales, Thyridiaceae.